Molecule: messenger RNA, 1448 nt
Organism: Hypoxylon fragiforme
Lineage: Eukaryota; Fungi; Ascomycota; Sordariomycetes; Xylariales; Hypoxylaceae
Exons: 1
Coding region: 578-970 (130 amino acids)
Biological process (GO): purine nucleobase metabolic process
Molecular function (GO): hydroxyisourate hydrolase activity
Source: RefSeq, a predicted model, not a curated record
GGAAACGGUACAAGGCCUAAUCUUUGCCCCACGGUGGGGGCCAAAGGCACCUAGUAGCGGGGUUCAACGUUCAUUCCAGGCCUUGGUUGCCUUGGUAUAGCUCAUCCAUCAGCUUGCCCCCCCAAAAAAACACUCACUCACUAAUCUCUGGUCCGUUUGUUACACUCCUUUUCCAACUCAACUCAACUCAACCCUGCCUUACUAAACUGAGCUUCCUCUGCCUAUUUGCUAUUUGUUACCAAGGCCUUUGCAUAUCUACCUAGUAGGUAUUGGCUUUCCUUAUCUGGUAUUCAACUCUUGAAUAUAACUUUUCUAUUUUCUUUGAGCCGGGUGGAAGGAAGAAGCUACACCUACUGCUUCGCUUAAUAGCUUCGCCUCGUUUGUCCUACCUAUCAAAUCUCCAUCUAUCUCCCACUAGGUACCUAUCUAGCUACGUAGUCAGUCACUUUGGACUCAAGUUGCGAGGCUCUCGAGAGUACAAGUAGAGCGUGUCACCGCCUCGCAAAAUAUCGAGAAGCAUAUAGUCCCUUACCUCAACCUUCCUCGAGCUUAAAGCAAACUGCCUACAACCAACACAAUGGCAUCCGACAAAGACCCCAUCACAUGUCACGUCCUGGAUACUUCCGUGGGCAAGCCUGCCAAGGCCAUCCGCGUGAAAUUAGAAGGCGGUCAUGCCCCUCUCAAGACUUUCGAAUCUACAACCGAUGACGAUGGCCGCAUCAAGGCCUGGCUACCCUACUCAAGCAUCCAUUCCUCCGGAGAUGUACCCACCUACAGCCUAGAAGACGUGCUGAGUGAGGUCGAAGAUAAGUCAACUUGGACCCUACGAUUCGACACCGGAAGCUAUUUUGGCGAGGCGAACACUUUCUUCCCCGAGGUGUCGGUCACCUUCACCGUCGUAAAAGGCCAGCACUAUCAUGUACCCUUACUUCUGUCGCCAUACAGCUACACGACCUACAGAGGAAGCUGAUUGGUCCAUCAAGGGCCAACGGAUUGGAUCAUAUAUGAGACUAUCAAGAGAGACCAUAGUACCCGAAAGCUCACCUACCUAUUUACACCAUCUUACGUUGGCUAGUUUCAUUUAAGAUAGACUUUACGAAAUUUGUUGACGGUAAAUUAUCAUACCUAUAGUACAGGAUCAGACAUAGGACUCUUCACAUAGGGGGGAAACGUUCGCUAUAGACCCGGUCUGCCUAAGCUUACGACCAAAUGAAAUCAAACCAUAAAAUAUUCGCCAAUUUGAAAACAUUUAUAUUCACUUCCUUUCCCAGCCCACUGCGCAGUAGUAAUGCUUCUUAAUUUGACUGGUGAUGUGUUGAUUUCCCAUGUUACUGAAUGCUGAUAUGUUGACAGCUGUUGUUAUCCACAUUGCUAGAGUUGAAAGGGGCAAAAUGUAUCAAAAUAUCCCAAUACCUUAUUAUUCAGUCUCAUAUCAACCUACAUACCCC